Varanus komodoensis (Komodo dragon) is the source of this 2454-nucleotide messenger RNA. RefSeq names its product translocase of inner mitochondrial membrane 9 (gene TIMM9). The transcript is spliced from 4 exons. NCBI's taxonomy places the organism in Eukaryota, Metazoa, Chordata, Lepidosauria, Squamata, Varanidae. The record is from RefSeq and is a predicted model, not a curated record. Bases 1741 to 2010 code for a protein of 89 amino acids.
CGGCGAGCGCGGGUUCGGCGAGGGACGGAGCGUGUGGGGGGCCAGGGAAGGAGCCCCGGCAUCGUGGGCCCACGCUGUGAACGGAAUGGGGUUGCCAGCUUUCAAAAUCGGGAACUGUGCCGGUGUCUUUAACAGCAGAGGAUCCUAUUUGUUGCUGCAAAUCGGCAUGCUUUAGCGUUACUUUGCAUUAUAUCUGUAUUUUGCCUUUAUGGGCUUUACUGUUUUAAUCGGUUAAAAAUAUUGCGCGGUGGUAGGGGGCUAAUAUUGCGUGGUGGGGAACAGGGAGGAAAAGAGCUGGGGGACGCUUCGCUUGCGUAAAAUUUUUCGCAUAUUGGGCUGCUGUUAAGGGCACUGGAGCAGGGCAAGUUGGAAAAAAAAUGGAAACAUGGCAACUCGGGGAUGACGCGUGGAGGUAGGAAGAGAUCGGCAGGCUGGGCGUUGGGUUCCUGACUGUCUUCCAACGUUACUCUCCCAAAGCAAGAAGGUUCAGAAGAAUUCAGCCUGACCUUGGCAGUCCCCUGAGCUGCCAUCCAAUGUCCUUCGCUCUAGGAGACACCUGGAAGCUAGUGAAUGAGGUUUAGGGCAUAGACAAGUGAAUGGAAACUGAAAGACUUGAGCUCACGUGCCUCCUGUGUAAUGGAUGUGCCUUGAGCAAGUUAUGUACCUCUUCGUUUUAAGCCUUCGAAUUCAAGCAUGAAGAUUAUUGCUUCAAACGAGUAUGUGGCCAGAGAUGUGCAUCUUCUGCUGCCUUGGAUACUCAAAUCUGUUGCAUUUGCACCUUAGGUUUACAUUUCCAUGUGAAAAUGCAAUAUGCAAAAGAGCGUAGAAGGCUUGUUGGGGGAUGACCGCAUAAAGUGUAUAAGCACUUGUAUGUUCCACAUGACAAAGACACUGAUGAGUAAGCAAACAGCUGCCCAUCACUGCUCUGGUGUUGCAAAAAGUAUAUUUCUGAGUGUAGUCCUGUGUAUUAACAGAGGAUGGCUCAUCCUGCUUGUCAGUUUUGGGUGGGAAUGGGGAGAUGUUUGUUUUAAGUAAAUUCCCAAGAAGCCUUCAAAGCUAGCAACUUGGAUAUUGCCUGUGCCAAGCUCAAGAAGAAGAGAGAAUAGUGUAGUGGAUGCAUUAUACUCGGGACUUCAAGGGAAAGGCAGAGUUCAGGUUUACAGGAUCUAUCUGAUUUUUCAAAAGAACCACGAUAGCAACCAGUCAGAACCAAGUGCAACAUAAUGGCUCAGACACAUUCGGGAUUAAGGAACAGGGUGCCACCGAGCUGGGGAAUGUGUCAGGGCCAGAACCAAGCUCACAAGCUCUUUAACACAAAAUUACCCUUCUGCUUUUUCCCAAAAUGUUCUUUCUCUGUAACCAAGUUUGUGUGUGACAGUGAAUCUUUUUUAACCUGUUCUUUUUUACAUUGGGAGACAAAAACCCUAAAUAAUAUUGGAAGUCAACCAGAAAUCUGCUGAUAGACCCUGGUCCGUCUUCUGUUAUACCUGUGCUAUAUUUCCUAGGCCUUGUUUUCUCUUCCCUAACCACCAGCAAAGCUAUUUCUCAGGGGAAAGGUGUAUUGUUGCCUAAUCUUCAUGGCAGGAGGAGGGAGGAUGAGUACAUGGUCGGCGUCAGCUGUGAAGACCUUGGCUGCUUGCUGGAACUUCAGAGAGGCCAUUGGCACAUCAGCAUUGCCAUUCCAGAAACAGUGACAGGAAGUUUAGUUUAGGUGGUGUCUGGCUGAGCAAGUGCUAAGUCAUGGCGGGGCAAAUAUCGGAAUCAGAUCAGAUCAAGCAGUUCAAGGAAUUUCUUGGGACGUACAACAAACUGACAGAAACCUGCUUCCUGGAUUGUGUGAAAGAUUUCACUAGCCGAGAAGUUAAGCAAGAAGAGAUGAGUUGUGCAGAGCACUGUUUGCAGAAGUAUUUAAAAAUGACCCAGAGGAUAUCUAUGAGAUUCCAGGAGUACCACAUCCAGCAGAACGAAGCACUGGCUGCCAAAGCGGGACUUCUCAGCCAGCCUCGCUAGAAGGCAGAUGGGUACACAAAGGAUUGCCAGCGCUGACUGCCCUGCAUGUGAGGGUGCCUCAUUUUCCACUGCUGCUGCAGGAACACCUUCUAGCACAGAACAGCUCUGGGAACAAUUGGGCUGCGGGAACUAUCGGGGGCUGGCAGUGGCCAUGGAGCUGGAGUUGGCAGUGGCCAGGCAACUGAUGGAGUCCAUUCUGAGAUCCUGUUUUCCCGUGCAGUGGCGUAAUCUUGAUGCUGCCUUUUCUGCAGGCCUCUGGACUGGCCCUGCCAGUCACUAGGUUAAACAUGGGAAGGGAGCAAACACUUUAAAGAAAUUGUUUCCCGUACAAUGACUGUUCAUUUUAAAACAAGCGAGUUAUCCAGAAAUUAUAUCUUAAAGUGUCUAAAGCAAGGUUUAUUUUUUAUUUAAUCAAACUAAAAUAAAUGGAAAUUACUGUUUGUA